AGACAGGUUUUCCAACUCACCUUUCUCUAGAAUGGGGCGUGGCGGUGAGAAAACUGUCACACCUCCAUCAAAAACCUUCCAUGCUCAUGGCCACUCUCUGACCGCCAGUGACCUUUCUCGAGCGGAUGCCGCAUCCACUAUCUCGAGCUCGGUUAGGCCCAGUAAGUCGUUGGAGGCAAUGCCCACGGAAGAAUUGCGAAAGAAGGCACUGCAAUACGGACACGACGCCUCCGCGGACAGGGCCUCGUUGCUUCAAAUACUGGCCCCAUAUGGCGACAUUCUUCUCCGUACGGACGCGCCUCCCUCCCUCCCCCUCACCCCUCCUCCCUUCACCCUUGCGGAUAUCAAAGCCGCCGUACCCAGGCAUUGCUUCGAACGCUCCUUGACCACCUCCUUCUUCCACCUCGCUUGUGACCUCGUCCUGGUUGCUCUGCUCGGAUACUUGGCCACGCUCAUCGGGCACCCAGACGUGCCGACAAUGUCCCGCUACCUACUGUGGCCUCUCUACUGGUAUGCGCAGGGCUCGGUGUUGACAGGCGUGUGGGUCAUUGCCCAUGAAUGCGGGCAUCAGUCUUUUUCCCCGUACGAACGGGUGAACAACCUGGUGGGGUGGGUCCUGCACUCCGCCCUCCUCGUCCCCUACCAUUCCUGGCGCAUCUCCCACGGCAAGCACCACAACAACACGGGGAGCUGCGAGAACGACGAGGUGUUCGCGCCGCCCAUCAAGGAAGACCUGAUGGACGAGAUCCUCCUCCACUCCCCCUUGGCCAACCUCGCCCAAAUCAUCAUCAUGUUGACCGUGGGAUGGAUGCCCGGCUACCUGUUGAUGAAUGCCACGGGACCUCGAAAGUACAAGGGCAAGAACAACAGCCACUUCGAUCCGAAUUCCGCGCUGUUCUCCCCCAAGGACCGCUUGGAUAUCAUCUGGUCGGACAUAGGCUUCUUCCUCGCUUUGGCCGGCGUGGUGUGGGCCUGCACCCAGUACGGGUUCUCCACCGUGGGCAAGUACUACCUGCUCCCCUACAUGGUGGUGAACUAUCAUCUGGUGCUCAUCACCUAUCUCCAGCACACGGACGUCUUCAUCCCUCAUUUCCGCGGGGCAGAGUGGUCAUGGUUCCGGGGGGCUCUUUGCACUGUCGACCGCUCCUUCGGCUGGCUGCUCGACCAUACGUUCCACCACAUCUCGGACACGCACGUCUGCCAUCAUAUAUUUAGUAAGAUGCCUUUCUAUCACGCGCAAGAAGCGAGUGAGCACAUCAAGAAGGCGCUGGGGCCGUACUACCUGAAGGACGACACCCCGAUAUGGAAAGCGUUGUGGCGAAGUUAUACGCUUUGCAAGUAUGUGGACACGGAUAAAAAUGCCGUUUUUUACAAGCACCGAGCAUCAUAGUGAAGUCUUUCACCGGGGCGUGGGUCGCGAAUGCGGCUUAAUGUCCGCAGCGGCAUGGUUUCACCUAAAAAGACCAAGUGUGUAGUUAUGUUUCAUAUCUCGAGUGGAAACGCUUGAUGAUGGUGAUGAUCAGCGAAGGAUGGGAUACAUCAGAAGUAUUGCCAGUAUUCUUGCUGUUUUCCGUCAUGUUAGCAAACGAUCACCGUUUCCUUCAUAUUGUGUUGGUGCAUAACUGAACGAUGUGGACACGAGAGAGGAAGAGGAGACAAGUACAACAUACCUUGGAUUGACAACGAUGAAAGUUGAUUGAUAUUUAGAAGUGGGGAGAUGAGAACGAGGACAUGCCCUCAGAAAUUCUACAGUAAAACUAGCUCUAGGAAAAAAGAAACUGGAAAGAAGCUUC
Nannochloropsis gaditana CCMP526 is the source of this 1793-nucleotide messenger RNA. RefSeq names its product omega-6 fatty acid desaturase delta-12 (gene DES). The record is from RefSeq and is a predicted model, not a curated record. Gene Ontology annotation, biological process: lipid metabolic process. The transcript is spliced from 2 exons. Bases 32 to 1390 code for a protein of 452 amino acids. Gene Ontology annotation, molecular function: oxidoreductase activity, acting on paired donors, with oxidation of a pair of donors resulting in the reduction of molecular oxygen to two molecules of water.